AUGGGACUGGUGAUAUCAGUGAUAUUGCUACUUGUUUUUGUCGGAGUUCUUGUCUUGAUUCAUGUCUGUGUAGUAUUGAGGGCUUUUAGAAGAAGAAUUGACAACGUUAAUAUGAUGGAGAGAGGUGUCAGCAUGUCUCAAGAGGAUAUAGACAAGCUUCCUUGCUUUGAUUUUCAAGCCAAAGAGAAGGGAGUCAAUAGUCCAGUGGACUGUGCAAUUUGUUUGGAUAAUCUCAAGGUGGGUGAUAAAUGCAGGAUUUUGCCUCAAUGCAACCACAGUUUUCACGCUGAAUGCAUAGAUUUGUGGCUCUUGAAAUCCCCCUUUUUUCCAAUAUGUAGGGCUAGCGCUGAUAUUCUGAAGGGUUGUUCCAUAUCUGCAGGAGAAAGCAGCGGAUAUAGUGAAAGUGGUCAAACGAGAGAACACAAUGUCCACACGACUGAGACAAGAAUUGAGUUGAGAGAAAGCCAAAAAGUUGAUAAUUUUAAUUAG
Messenger RNA from Nicotiana attenuata, 489 nucleotides. RefSeq names its product RING-H2 finger protein ATL56-like. The coding region runs from base 1 to 489 and encodes 162 amino acids. The transcript has a single exon. NCBI's taxonomy places the organism in Eukaryota, Viridiplantae, Streptophyta, Magnoliopsida, Solanales, Solanaceae. The record is from RefSeq and is a predicted model, not a curated record.